UGUUGUCCCGGCUGAUUCACGACUGCAUACAAUUCGUAGCAAAUGAAAUACUACAUCCUCGCACUUUUAUUUCUGCUUCUGGCUUGGUACGUCGUCCGAGAAGACUCAGAAAUUCCAAUCGAAAUGGAGAUUAAGAACGUCGCCUCCAACCUGAUCAAAAAUGUGGCCAGCGGCGAGUCGGUGGCGAUGUCCACCCUUUGGGAAACGCAGCCCACGGUGGUCGUCUUCUUCAGACGCUGGGGCUGCCUUUUCUGCCGCCUUUGGGCCCACGACCUCAAGCAAAUUGCCCCCAUUCUCAAGGAAAACAACGUUCGGCUGGUGGGUGUGGGACCUGAAGACAUUGGCGUCGAAGACUUCGUCGCCGGCAAAUUCUUUGAUGGAGAGCUCUACAUUGACACGGAGAAGAAGUCGUACAAUGGACUUGGGUUCAAAAGGUUCAACUGGUUCAGCGUGAUGGCCUCUCUGAUCACCAAAACCGCUAGGGACGCUAUGGGUCGAGGAAAGGCUAACAACCUUGGUGGAGACAUGAGAGGAGAUGCUCUUCAGAACGGAGGUGCCCUGGUUGUCGGCACAGGAGGAAAGUUGCUCUACAGUUUCCGGCAGGAAGGACCGGCUGACCAAGUGCCCAACAGCACUAUCUUGGGAGCUCUUGGAAUUAAGGUGCCUGAAGGUGUGGACGUGGAUCAGAAAAGCCAGCCUGACGCCCAGUGCACGAAGGACGCCAAAUAAAAUAAAUACCUCAAGUUUAAUUAAACUCUGUGGUGACUGGGAUUCUGCACAAGACUGAUUGAGUUUUGAAAUGGAUGAAUUAAAUUAAUCAUUGCAAUUAAAGGAACUUAUCUUCAAAAUACUGUUAAUGAGUUGAGAUAUUGAUCGAAUUUUCAAUUAAAUAAAAAUACGCCACUUUUGUUACAAAAUAA
Neocloeon triangulifer is the source of this 920-nucleotide messenger RNA. Its product is annotated as prostamide/prostaglandin F synthase-like. The transcript is spliced from 5 exons. The coding region runs from base 43 to 729 and encodes 228 amino acids. NCBI's taxonomy places the organism in Eukaryota, Metazoa, Arthropoda, Insecta, Ephemeroptera, Baetidae. The record is from RefSeq and is a predicted model, not a curated record.